Coturnix japonica (Japanese quail) is the source of this 2233-nucleotide messenger RNA. RefSeq names its product C-type natriuretic peptide 2-like. The record is from RefSeq and is a predicted model, not a curated record. Gene Ontology annotation, molecular function: hormone activity. Lineage: Eukaryota; Metazoa; Chordata; Aves; Galliformes; Phasianidae. Gene Ontology annotation, cellular component: extracellular region. Gene Ontology annotation, biological process: receptor guanylyl cyclase signaling pathway; cGMP biosynthetic process.
GAUGCGUCUUGAAGUCUCUCCCUGAUCCAGAUAGAUACCUCCAGGCCCCAGCCAGCAGCAGCUUGGCCUACAUUUGUCUUCCCAGACACUCGGCAAACACUUUUGUGUCUAUUCUUUAGAGGAAGGGGUCUCACUGAGCUCACCCUGAAAUAUAUCACCAUGGACAAAAGGGCUGAAAGGUUAAGGAGCUCCAGGGGGCUGUGCAGCAGAGCUGGGGGGCAGGCGCCCACCACAACCAACACUAUAAAAGCAAAGAGGGGAAGGGCUCUCAGAGGCUACAGAUCUUGCCUCACCUGCCAUAAACCCCCAAAUAAAGAGAAGAUGCUGGGGCUCCCAGCGUGGCCCUGCUCGCUUUUCCUCCUCUUAGUUCUGCUCUCUGCCAGCGUACAAGCGAUGUCCUCAUCGGGACAAAGGCUCCAGGUAGGAGGGAAUGGGAUGGAGCUGCGGGAGGCUUUGGGAGUGGCAGGGGCAGUUUGGGGAGGUCGUGUUUGAACAUGGUGUGAGGUGACCCAACAUCCCAGCUCCCAAGGGCUGCUCCCUCCCCUUCAGUCCAACAGCCUCAGCUCUAGGCUGUGUCUAUACAAGCCAGCUCCUUGAGGAGUGCUAGCAUUUCAAGGUAGGGGCCAGGCAACAGACUUCUGAGUGCUCCUGGCUGUGGGUCUCUUCAAUGCGUGCAGAGGCACCCUGCCUUCAUAUCAGCUCCUCUGUCCAAGAAGAAAGCUGCAAGGCAGGAGCUAGGAUGUGAACUAGAAACGCAGGACUGAUUCCGCUAUGACUCAUCAUGGAGACACUUUCACUCUUCACUGAAGAUGCCCAUGUCUGCUUCCAUUAACUGACUGCUGGAGAAGAUGGAGCUAAAUUGCACAAAGGCAUCCAUGUGAUGCACAGGCAUGGAGUAGCCACCACAGGCCGCCGCCAUGGGCAGCAGCAUUGUGCCCCCAGGGCACCUCCUGACCCAUCUCCCUGCCGCUGGAGGAUGCUGGCGGCUAUGGAGGCAUGUAAUUAAAUUAGAGCAUGCCUGCCUGCACACAAACUAUGGAGACUUCCCAGCAGAUGAAGGGCCCGCCUUCCUUAGGCCCAUUCUGAUAGUUGACUGCUUUAUGCUAACAGUUCCUCUGUGAAAAAAAGAAACACGACAAAACACCGUGAGCACACAGCAGCACUCAGCUGCACCAAAAGGACUAAGGGCCGAUGACUGUUAUUUUCCAGGUGCUCCUUUCCCGCCUGCUGCCCUCGGAUUCCGAAUCCCUGCCGGCUGAUGAGGACAUGAAGGAGGGCUCCAGCUCCAGCUCCGAGCCGCAGCCGCUCCUCCUGCCUCGGGCCCGAGCCGCACAGCCCCUGCUGUGGCGCAAGGCCCUCGCCGAUCGCAAGCGAGCUCUGUCUGGAGACUGGGCCUGGAAGGCCGCGCCCCGGGGCUGUUUUGGGCUGAAAAUGGACCGCAUCGGGGCCUUCAGCGGGUUGGGCUGUUAGCCCGGAGAAGCUGGAGGUGAAGGGGGCAGCAGCGAGGGGCCGGCACAGCGGGCAGCGGCUCGCUCGUUGGCAGGCAGAGAGCGGCCGUGUGGAGAGCCGGCCCGGGACGAGACCCAGCUCGGGACGGGACAGGCUGGGGCAGCAGCGGCCGCAGCCCCGCGGGCAGGGCGAGGAGCGGCGGCGCGCGGGGGACUCGCGAAUUAAACCGAGCUGUGCGGAGCCUCGUGUCGGAGCUGGCGGCACCGAAGGGCGGCCGGGCCGCGAUACCCUCCCCGUGCCUCUCCCCGCCCGCGUCCGCCGGGAGAUGGCGGCAGAGCCCGCGGCUCCGCACGGCAACGCGGCCCCCACGCGCGGGGCCAUUUUGGGCGCCGCCGCCAUUCCGGGUGGGCCGGGCCGCACGCGCGUCCGCGGCCUGGGCCCGAGCCCGGCGCUGGGGGGAGGAUGGGCGGCGGGUCCAUCGAUCUGCGCCCCGGGGCCGCAGCGUUGUUCCGUCCCGCCACACUCUGCCCCUCGGCCGCUGCCGUGUUUGCCGAGCAAACAAGGGGCCUCCGCUCUCCCUGCCGGCCCUGACCCCGCGACGUGCGGGGGGCUCCCCCGGCCCCGCGAUCGCAGCCCCCUUCGGGCCGCACCGCCGCCUCCCCUGGCCUUUAAGAAAAGGUCGUAACCUCAAGCCGGGGCUAAACUUAGCCGCUGCCCCUCGGUGCUCCGGGAAUGGCAGCCGUACAAGGAGCGUUGGGUUACGGGAGCUGCGUGACCCCCCGCU